Messenger RNA from Closterium sp. NIES-67, 5474 nucleotides. The record is from the annotation of a GenBank genome assembly. NCBI's taxonomy places the organism in Eukaryota, Viridiplantae, Streptophyta, Zygnematophyceae, Desmidiales, Closteriaceae.
AGGGGACUGAGAGGGAGGGCGCUGAGGGGAAGGAGCCUGAGGAGGAGAGGUGUGAGGUGAACAAGAGGGCGUUUGUGGCGGCGUGUGUGGAGGUGCUUGGGGGGCUGGUGGCGAUGGAGGAGGGGGGCUUGCCGGAUGCUUCUUGCGACGCGUGGCGGGCCAUAGGCUUCACUCUGCGCCACCUGUGCAACACCAUCUGCCCCACUCGCCCUGAGCCCGAAUAUGAGAUGGUGCUCAUCAAAGCAGCCACGCAGGAGGAGUUCCUGCCAGGGCGGCUGCAGCACAACCCGUACUCCACUAAACAGGUGGGCCCUUUGAUGCGCGAUGUCAAGAACCUCAUCUGCAAGGAGCUGGAGCUGCACGGGCUGAUGGACGACGACUAUGGCAUGGAGCUGCUGGUGGCAGGGCAGAUCUGCUCCCUGGGGCUGUCUGUGCGCGCCGUGUACGAGCAAGUGUGGAGACAGAGGGGGGCGAUGAGCGUAACCUUCCGGUUGCAGGGCCUAGAUGGCGAGGCCACGGAGCCAAUAGUGAAGGAGCUGGAGGAGGGGGGGGAGGAGGCAGCUGACCCUGAGAAGGAAUUCGCUGUUGCUGCUGCACUCGCGCCAGCUGUGCCAGCUGUGCCAGCUGUGCCUGCUGUGCCUGAUGGUGAUGGUGGUGACGAGGGGGGGGAUGAGGAGCCAAGUGCAGCAGGUGGACGAGGGUCAAGAGACGUGAGGAGCCGCAGUGGAGGAGGGAGAAGUCGCGCUGAGGUCAGUCCAGACGGCCUGCUGUUGCUGCUGAGGGUGCUGGAGGAAACAGCAGAUGAGGAGCUAGCAAGUGGGGAGGAGGACGUGGGUGACCUCUUGAAGCUGCUGCACACCGCGUGUCUCCUGCGGACCAAUCGCCUGCAUCUGCUGCGUGCCCACGCGCUGCCACGUCUGCUCGACCGCGCCACGCGUGCGGCUCUUUACGCGCAUGGUGUUGCCACGUCAGCCCCGGCCGGAGGCUCAGGGCCAGGCGCGACGGCAGGUGCUGCUGCUGCUUCCCAGGCCGCGCUGGCAGGUUCGGCGGAGGCCGCAGCUGAUGCCCUGCUUCGGAUUGUGGAUCUGUUGAUGGUGGAGGGUGGUGGCUUGGGGGGUGAGGCUGGGGUGGGCACAGCAGAGGAAAGAAUAAGCAUGGGAGAAGCAGGGGAUGAGAAGAACCAUGUAGCAGCGGGGCGGGGAGAAGAGGCAGUGAGGUUGUUUCUAGAGAAGCUCACUGCGGCAUCGCUCUCCCAGGCUGCUACUGGGGCGGGCUUAUCUGGGGCAGGCGUAUCCGGCUCACAAGCAUCUGCAAGAGGAGGUGUGCCAGGAGGGGCGGGAGGGGCGGGAGGAGGGGCAGGAGGGGGGGGAGGUGGGGGAGGGAGGAAGAAGAAGCGGGAUUUUUCGGAGAGUGUGGUGCGGAUACUGCCGUAUAUGACGUAUGGGGAGGGCAGAGCCAUGGAGGUGCUAGUAGACCAUUUCCGCCUCCUGCUGCUGGACUGGCGGGGGUUCGACCGGCUGGUAGGGCGGCAGAGAAGGGGGAGGCAGGAGGAGGAGGAGGGGUUGGCGCAUGAGCACGGGUCUGGAGAAGGUGGGAGGGAGGGUAGGAGGGAGGAACAAGGCGGGGAGGAAAGUGGUCGUGAGGAAGGGGAGAAGGAGGAGGGGACUGAGGAGGCGUGUGAGGAGAGGCGGAGGCAGGCGGUGCACUGGUGGCAGAUGGCGGGGCACUUCGAGCGGCUGGCCGGAGCGAUCAGGCAGGAUGGCAGUGGGUUAAAGCUGCGUGCUCUGAUCCUGGAGAGGGGCAUUCCGCAAGCUGCUGUGCGCCAUCUGCUCGCGUCCUUCCCCCCCUCCGCCCUCUCCCCCUCCUCCGACCUCUCUGACCUGCGUGCCCUGCCCUCCUGGCAACGCGCCCUCACCCUCCCGUCGCUGCCUCUCAUCCUUGGGCUGCUGCUCGGGCUGUGCCACGGCCACCCCCCAACGCAACGAGUUCUGCUGCACGCGGGUGGGGAGGAGGGCGUGCUGGGUGGAGAGGAGGGCGAGCUGGGCGGGGAAAAGGGGGUUCUGGUUGGGGAGAAGGGAGUAUUGCCACUGCUGCUGCUGCUGGAAGGGGUUGUGGGGAAUGAUGGUCUGGGAGCGAGGGCUGAAGCGCUGCUGGAAGUGCUGGGUGGGGGGGAGGAGGGGGGAGAGGGGGGCGAGGGAAGUGCGGGAGGUGGGGCAGGGGCAGGGGCAGGGGCAGGGGCAGGGGCAGGGGCAGGGGCAGGGGCAGGGGCAGGGGCAGGGGCAGGGGCAGGGGCAGGAGGGGAGUGGAAGGGGACGGAGCAGGGAGUCGGGGAGGUGGGGAGAGGCGGUGAGGUGGGCAUGGAUGAGGAGGUGUGGCAGGCGGUGGCUGCGCUGAGGGCCGGUGCCAAGGAGAGGAGGCGAGAGAAGGCGAUGCGGCGACGGAUGGAGCUGAUGAAGAGCAUGGGGGUCAAAUCCCAGCUGGCACCUACCGGGGCCCACCGCAUUGUGCUGACAUCAGCAAAGCCGUCAGUAUCUGGGGAAGGCGCAGCCAGUGCAGGCACCACUCCAGUAUGCGCAGACAAAGCAGAGGAGGGAGAGGAGGAGGAGGGCAAAGAGGGAGUGGAAGAGGAGGACGAGGAGUUUGGGGAGUAUGAGGAGGUGGUUGGUGAUGCCAGUGCCUCGGGUGCUGCUCCAUCCUCCAUUGCUGCUUCCCUGUCCGUCGCUCUCCCCCCGGCCAUGCGCGCCUUGCGCUGCAUGGUGUGCCACGAGGGCUACCGGCUUCGCCCCAAUGAGCUUCUUGGUGCCUACACCUUCUCCAAACGCUUCUCUGACCUCUCCACCUGGAGCUUAACGUCCACCACCAGCCGGGUGGCGGUGCAGUGGUCGCUGUCCACUGUGUCCCACUUCAACGCCAUCCACUUCUCCUGCCACGACCGGGCCAAGCGCGCCGACUCCUCCCUCAAGCCACCCAAGCGCGAGUGGGAUGGUGCCGCGUUGAGGAACGGAGGCACCCUGUGCAACGCGCUCUUCCCACUCCGUGGGCCCCAGGUCUCCCCAGCUGUGUAUGCUCGCAGUCUUGACGCCUGGUGGGAGAACGUCUCUUCUCUUGGCCACCUGGACGGCUCUCGCCUGCUCGUCCUGCUCCGAGACCUGCGCACGCUGGUGGGCCGCUUCGUGCUGGGGGCCAGCUUCAGCCUCGACUGCCACGGGGGCGGGCGCGAGAGCAACGCUCGCCUCCUUCCCUUCAUCCUCCACAUGCUGCUGCACCUCUCGUCCACCGCCUCCUCCUCGCAACGCCACUCCCUCGACGCCUCCCUCUCUGCACUGCUUGAGAUUGCUUCAAAGCUGCACUCCAGGCUCCCCCCCGCUCUUUCCUCCAUCUUCCCCCAUUCUUCAGCUUCUGACUCCCCCUCACCUUCCUCCCCCUCACAGCUGCCCCCCUCCUCCUCUCCUCGACCUCCCUCUGCCUCCCCCUCCAGGUCUUCUCCUCUCUCCUCCUCCCCAUUACAGUCAUCUCCCCUUGCCUCCUCCCCACUACUAUCUUCCCUCCUCUCCUCCUCCCCAUCUGCCUCCAUAUCCUCCCCUCUCUCCUCCUCUCCCUCGGCCUCACUCAACGCUCGCUCACUCUCAACAGUAACAGCCGCAGGGGGGGGUAUGGGUGGCAGUGUGUGCGACGCCAUGCUGGCAACCGUGCUGACAUGGCCGCUGCACAGGUGGCAGCGGUCGCGCCACCUGUUCCUGCUGCUGGCAGUGCAAGAGGCGGCACAGGCGCAUGUUGCCGGACUAGAUGGCUCGGCUCUGCUGCCGCCGUCUCUAGCCUCUGUUCCUACCACCACGACUUCUGCUGCUGCUGCUGCUGCAGGUACCAGUACAGGCACGGCUUCAGAGCCGCCACCACCACCAGCACUUCGGGCAAUGCUGCUCUUUGCAUCUUUCGUGGACCGGCUCCAUACCUUCCUAAAAGCUUCUAGCUCUACUGGAGCAGCUUCUAACAAGGAUGCCGGGGAUGGCAGCGAAUGGGAGGGCAGGGAAAAGAGGGCGGAGAGUCAGAGUAGUGAAGUGGAAAGUGUGGAGGGACAAGGGAAGGGAGCUAUGAGAGGCGGGGAAAACUCAUCUCCAGUGCAAAUGCCUGGGUCUUCUCCGACUCCCGUCCCUUCAAUGUCAAGCCGAUCGCCUGGCUCCCGCAAAUCGGGCUCUGCUUCCCGGACGACGUCUCCUUUGUUGCGGUCGAAACAGGAGAAUGCGGCGGAUCGAGCUUGGGAGGAUUUGGCGAAGCAGCGGCUGGUGGAUGUGCCGUUGAUGGCAAGGCUUAGCAUGGAGAUAAUGCUAUGGAUGGACAUUGUACACGCUUCGCCAGGACCCAGCGAUUGGGAUAUGCUCCAAAGGAUGACAGGCCCUUGGCCUGGUUCGGGCAGUGAGCCUGCAGCUGAGCUGUUCAACCAUUUUGUGUCGCUUCUGUAAGUUUUGUUCACUCUAGUUGGUCUAGAAAGCGCAUUGACCAAAUAUCUCGUGGAUAUUAUUUUAUAGAUGUUAGGUACAAGAGGAAUAUUGGUGUACUCAGGCUAGUGUUCCUUAGUGCCACCACGUAGCAAGCUUUUCAGAUCAGAUGCUAAUUCCUUCGAACCAACGUCACUCCAUCGUCAGACGACACGCGAGCCAGCAAUGUAUGCACAGGUGGCGAAUUGUCGUGAGGUGAGAGGAUCUGUUUGCGUGGCUGGCAUCUUCCUGAGCAAUUUCGUCUGUGUGGUAACCUGGAAAUACUCCUAUCUUGAGGUUGACGAAGCGUGCUCCUUAACAUUCUCAUUCCUCCACCAACCACGGUCUACCUCCCAGCCAUGGCGACCGUGGCCUUCUGCUCCGCGCCUAGCGUUUCCGCAAGCCUCGCGCUCUCGCGGAGGGGGAAUGACGCCGGAGCGCAGCAGAGGCUGGCGCUAAGCAGCGCGGGCGUGCGAAACGGCGCGCUCGGCGUGGCUGCUCUGCGGAAGCAGUGCCGUCACAAUGGCGCGAACGCUGUCCGCCAGCCAGUGCACGCCAGGGCGAGCGGAAAGCCCUCCUCAUCUGCAGAGCCGUCCGAUGCGUCCAGCGUGGCAUCAACGGUGGCAGGGAAGGCCGUCGCCGCGGUGCUAGCUGCUAUCCAGGUGCUGGCGCCAGUAUCAGCCGCGUUCGUCCCCCUCCUGGCGCAGCCUCCCCCGGCGGAAGCGAUACUGCUGUCCCCGGACACCAAGGUUCCGCGCAAUGCUGACGUGGCACUCCGCCGCGCCGUGCCAGUUGUCAACGACGCGGUCAGGAAGAUCCAGGAUGAGUUGGAGGAGAUUUCGACUCUCAUGCGCAUCCCUCAGAAGAAGCCGUACAAGACAAUGCAGGCCAACGUGACCAAGGCCGUCAAGUUGGCAGAAGCCAAUCAGGCAGCGAUUUUAGAUGCUGUGCCAGUGGCUGACAAGGGGAGGGCAGAGGCCAUCUACAACGACCUGGUUA